Messenger RNA from Diprion similis, 633 nucleotides. RefSeq lists its product as uncharacterized. Lineage: Eukaryota; Metazoa; Arthropoda; Insecta; Hymenoptera; Diprionidae. The record is from RefSeq and is a predicted model, not a curated record. The transcript has 4 exons. The coding region runs from base 130 to 633 and encodes 167 amino acids.
UCGUAGUAUAAAACCAUUCGAAAAUGAAGUUCAGUUAUUCGGAAACGAUCAGCGGAUCAGUGAUCAUUGGAAUAUCGUGAAACCACGGAGUUCUAGUGCCCUCAAAUUGCUGACGUCAUAAGCACCACGAUGGCCAGACUUUCGGCGUCUUCGAUCCUCAUUUUCGUCCUUUGUGGUGUAGCUCUUGAAGGAUUUGCCAAGCCUCUGGAAACUGGUGCGAUUUCUGAACCAUCCGACGAAAAUGCAUACCUCGUGAGACGUGAGCGUUCUCCGCAGUUUUCAUUUGGCGAUUAUGGUGAUUACUCGUAUUCGGACGUACGCUCGCGUCAUUUGAAGCACAAACACAAGCCCAAGCCGUCUCAUGGUCCAAUCAAUAUCCAAGGUGGACAUCAGCAGGGUGGCUGCAGGAGUCACGGUUGCGGAUCCUACAAUAAGCCGAAUUCCGGUGGUGGAUCAUUCGCCGGAGCUUUCGCGGGAUCGAAUGGUGGAGGCAACAACCACAACACCGCCGCCGAGGCCUUCAACAUCAAUGUGGGUAACCUCAUGUUCAGUUAUGCCUAUGCUGGCAGCAGAGAUCGUCAAAAAUACGGUGAUUACGGAAGAGAAUUUCAUGAGUUUGCAAAGCAAGAUUAG